Molecule: messenger RNA, 2916 nt
Organism: Cuscuta epithymum
Lineage: Eukaryota; Viridiplantae; Streptophyta; Magnoliopsida; Solanales; Convolvulaceae
Source: the annotation of a GenBank genome assembly
CAUAGAAGGUGGUCAGAUUGGGGACACACCAUUUCCCCCCUUCUGAGGAUAGAGUAGCGCAGGUAAUGGAAGUCUAAUUACCAACGCAUGAUCACACUCCCAAUUCGUCUCAUGCAAACACGCCGUAAUGGCGGCCACUUCAGCAGCACCGGAUGUGAGUUCAGUUUCUGGCCUUCUUUCUCGUCUGGAAUCGACCUCUAAGCCAUUUCUCCAUCACCAGAGCUCUUUGAGGCUUACGCUCAAACGAUGCGGUCACAUCUCCUUACGAGUUUCUCGCAACGGCGCCGAAAAUUUAUGCAGCGGCGCUUGUGGGGAUAAACAGAAGACGAUUGAGCCGAUUGAAUUGGAAAAACUCGUUGAAGAUUAUCCUUUCGCGUUCAAUUCCAAGGACCCACCAAAUCCACUUCCAAGACCUUUGACAUCGGCUGAUUUGUCAAAUAUGGCACCCCAAGGAUCUCAUCUUCGCGUGGCUUAUCAGGGGGUGAGAGGUGCCUAUAGUGAAUCAGCUGCAGAGAAGGCGUAUCCAAAUUGUGAAGCAGUACCUUGUGAACAAUUUGAUACUGCUUUUAUGGCUGUUGAAAGUUGGCUUGUUGAUAGAGCAGUCCUGCCAAUUGAAAAUUCUCUAGGGGGAAGUAUUCAUAGGAAUUAUGACCUUUUGCUUCGACACCAUUUGCAUAUAGUUGGAGAAGUCAAACUUGCCAUAAAACACUGCUUACUAGCUAGUCCUGGUGUGGAAAUCAAAGAUCUAACAAGAGUUCUAAGCCAUCCUCAGGCACUUGCCCAAUGUGAGAACACUUUAACAGACCUUAGAUUGGUCAGAGAAGCUGUUGAUGAUACUGCAGGGGCAGCAAAGUAUGUUGCUUCUCACAAACUGAAAGAUGCUGGGGCUGUGGCUAGCCUCACUGCUGCAAGGAUAUAUGGAUUGGAUGUACUUAAACACAAUAUACAGGAUGAUUCUGAUAAUGUUACUCGGUUCUUAAUGCUGGCUAGAGAGCCCAUAAUUCCUGGCACCAAUAAACCUUUUAAGACAAGUAUAGUGUUUUCUCUUGACGAAGGCCCUGGUGUUCUUUUUAAGGCACUUGCUGUUUUUGCUAUGAGGAAUAUCAACCUUACAAAGAUUGAAAGUCGUCCUUUGCACUCCUUGCAGAAGAUGGGUUUGCAAACAAUUGACAGUAACACUGAUGGUUUUCCUAAAUAUUUUCCCUAUCUGUUUUAUGUGGAUUUCGAAGCAUCCAUGGCCGAGGAAAGGGCCCAAAAUGCUUUAGGCAACCUAAAGGAAUUUGCUAAAGUUUUGAGAGUCCUGGGGAGUUAUCCAGCAGAUAAUGGCAUGCCUUGACAUUUGAACCUGGAUGGGCAAUGUUGUACUUCAGUUUAGUGCCUGCUAGUUUAAACAACUCUGAUCAAAAGGAAGUAAGAAAGAAAAUAUGAUGCUUGCCUGGUGGUGCCUUAGUAAUUUAGCGGAGGUGAGCUUAUUUAAAGAUGGAUCCAGAGAUACAUUCCUCACGUAGUACUGAAGGUCUUAUGAAGUAAAAUUCUGCCCGAUGGAAAUUGAACUUGAAUUGCCAGUAGCAUCUCCCAGGAGACUUCCAACUCUUCUACUUGUCCUGUUGUGUUAAUAUUGAUCUCGAUGUUUGACUGACCAUAAUGUUAACUGAUUCCUGUCAUUAAUAAGAUUAUUUUUAGUAAAUAAAAUUUACAUAUUCAAAAACUACAUUAAAAGUUGUAUUAUACACCUGUUCAAGAAAAAUUAAAUUUGAUAAAAGUUGAAUAUAUAAAGUAAGAGAUUAAGAACAAUGCACGUUGACUGGAGAAUAAUGGACGAGAACUAUUAAAUGGGACGAAGGGAGUAUAUAUUAUACUCCCUCCGAUUCAAAAACAAGUUCCACCUUUCCUUUUCGGGCAGUUCCAAAAUUAAGUUCAACUUUCAAACCUUUCCUUAUUUGGCAAAUUAUCUACAUCAAAAUAGUUCCAAACAGUGUUAAAUUGUGCCAAACAGUGCGAAACAGUGCACUCCAUAGUAAAGUCAAAUUUCUUUUCUUAAUGUGUGAAGUCAAAUGUGGAACUUGUUUUUUAAUCGGAGGGAGUAUAUAAUAAAUGUGUAUAACACACACCAAGGCUCGCGAGUCAUGAGCCUAAAAUGAAUAGGCUUGAAUCGAGCUUGUUAAAUAUUCGAGUUGAAGCGAAUUCGAGUCGAGCAUGAAUGUGACCGAACUCAAGUCGAGUUUUUUUCGAGCGAUCCACAAGCGGCUCGUUAACGGCUUAGUGUAUAUACACCCCACCCAGGCAAAACCUGUAGGAAUUAGGCAAAACCCUUUAGUUCCAAAUUUUAUCAACUGUUUAGUGUUUCAAAAAUUAGAAAGGUGAGUAGAUGUUCUUUACCAAAUACCAACAGUGAUUUAGUAACCCCAUGCCCUCCCCCGUAAAGAACGGCAACGCCUGUGGACAAGAAACUGACCGAUUACCAUGCACGAAUUCUCUUGCCAUGUUUUGCAAUGAUAUAAGAGAUCUCUUGCUUUUUAGUUUCUACUUUUUAGUAUGGUAAUCGUGUUUAAUACCUGUCUUGCAAUGUGAAUAUUACAAUGCAGGAAACUCUUGAACGAUUCAUGCUGUUUCCUCGAAGAAAAAAGCCAGUUUUUUGCACUUGAAACAUUUGGCUGAUUUGAUCAGGGGAAAUAAAUAUAAAUUUUGAACUUCAUCGAAAACAAAAUCUAGUUAGUAUAUCAUUUCUCGAGGUCUCUUAUUUUUUAUUUAUUUUUGUUGCAAACUAGAAAUCUACGGUAGUAGCCUGCUUCUUUUUCCUUUUAGCCGGUCAGUUCUUGUAUUUUUGUUUUCUCGAAUUGGACAUAAAGAUAUUCAUUUAUUUAUUUGUGCAGUUUUCAUUUGAACUUCUCCUACAAAGAGACCGAUGCAUUGAUA